Molecule: messenger RNA, 5847 nt
Organism: Drosophila bipectinata
Lineage: Eukaryota; Metazoa; Arthropoda; Insecta; Diptera; Drosophilidae
Product: chaoptin
Cellular component (GO): extracellular matrix
Molecular function (GO): protein binding
Source: RefSeq, a predicted model, not a curated record
UGGCUAUUGGAGGACAUCGAUGCGAAUGCCACACGCUGAUUAAGAGCCUCUGAUAGAGAGACCCCAAGGACAUUUAGACUCCAAACUCCAUAGACUGAGGGGUGGAGUGAGAAAAUGUGCAAGAGCAGCGAUUCUAAAACGACAGCAACGCUGGCAAACUUAUUAGCGAAAUGCACGAAGUCAACAAAUGGACAGAGAGUCCUUCCAAAGGAAAAGGAGAGUCAGUGCCAGAGACAGAGCCAGUGCCAGAGCCAUAGCCAGUGCCAGGAGCCGCAAAAACAACGAGGUAAACGUCAAAACAAGCUGCAGGAACAACAAGAACAAAACCAGAUAGAGCAACACCAACACCAACAACCAUACCAUAAUCAGCGUCAGGAGCAAGGACAUCAAAUAGACCAAACGGCAAUGGGGACAAAUGAAGAGGCGGCAGCACCAGUGGCAGCAGUGGCAGCAGCAUCAGCAGCAUCGGCUGCCAAGAAGCACGAACAGCAGACCAAACCAACAGACUCCAAAUGCAAAAGCAAACACAAAUACAAAUUCAAACACGAAGCGAUGAUGGUGGUGGACCACCAUAAGCAGGACCUAGAGGAGGAGGACCUGGAGCAGGAGCAGGAGCUGGACCUAGAGCUGGAGUUGGGAAAUUGCAAUAAUGUUGCCAGCGUGCAGCAGCAUGUCCUGCGGUUGUUUUUACUCCUGCUACCGAUUUUGCUGCUCCUCCAGCUGCCAGCCGGGGUAACCGCAGCCUCGAUGACACCUUCGGCCAGGAUCUCCAGUGCCAAAGGCAAUGCACGUGAGCUCCUCUUCACCGAGAUGGGCGGCAUUAGUUCCCCGUCCGUUGCUUCUGCUGGAUCUCCCCAAGGAACUGGAACUAGCAGCAGUAGCAGUAGUAGCAGUAGCAGUGGAGGUGGUGGUGGAGCAGCCGGCAUCGAAUGCCCCAGCUUCGACAACUCGGCCUGUCCUUGCUACAAAUUCGAGGAUGGACUAUUUCUGGAGUGUCCCGGCACCACGGCGAUAUCUCUACGUUCCACCCUGGAGAGGAUCUCGGCCCCGAUCCAUUCGCUAUCCAUUUAUGAUUUUGACCGUUCGGUGACGUCACUGUCGCAGGAUGUCUUCCAGCCGGGCGUACAUAUCCGGCAUCUGCAGUUCUCACAUUCGCACCUGGAGGCCCUCAAGGACAAUAGUCUGCGCAACGUCCGCUCCAGCCUCGAGUCCUUGAGCAUUGUUAACGGGAAAUUGACACAGAUGCCGUCUCGCGCCUUGAGUGCCAUGCAAAAGUUAACGGCCCUGGACUUUGAUUACAACGAGAUAGUUCGAGUGGAGGACUAUAGCUUCUAUGGGCUGAGGCUCUCGAAGUUGAAUCUCAAAGGCAACCGGCUGCAGGGGAUGCCGGAGCACGCGUUUGCGGGUCUGGAAGAGUGCCUGCAGGAGAUCGAUGUAUCGGAGAACGGCCUACGCACCUUUCCGCUGAUGGCCCUCCGGAAGCUGGAUCAUCUGAGGAUACUGAGGCUAUCCAAUAAUCGCAUAGCCACCUUCUACGGCGACAUCCAGCUGGCCACCAACAAUGCCACGGCAGCGGCGGCGGCAGCAGCUGCCCUGCAACUGCCCUCGCUGAUAUUCCUGGACCUGAGCUCCAACCAGUUCGCCGAGAUCGGGGACGACUGUUUCCGGGCCUUUCCGCAGCUGAAGACGCUGUCGUUCUACGCCAACCAGAUCGAGAUUGUCCAGCCGGAGGCGUUCAAGAGCCUGCGCGAACUGAUGUCCCUGGACAUGUCGCACAACCGGAUAGUCACGCUGGAUCCCAAGGUCUUCGAGAGGAACAAGCGCCUGCAGACGGUGGACCUCAGCCAUAACCACAUCCACGCCAUCGGCGGUGUGUUCUCGGACCUGCCCCAGCUGCGAGAGGUGUUCCUCAGCGAGAACAACAUCCUGGAGCUGCCGGCGGACGCCUUCACCAACUCCACCAACGUGGACGUCAUCUACCUGGAGGCGAACGCCAUCGGUCACAUAGAUCCGAACGUGUUCAGUACGCUGGUGAACCUGGACCACCUGUACCUCCGAUCGAACUUCAUACCGCUGCUGCCCGUGACCCUCUUCGACAAGUGCACGAAGCUGUCGUCCCUGUCGCUGGACAACAACGAGAUCCAGGACCUGGAGAUAGGCAUGUUUAGGAAGCUGGAGCACCUGAGGGAGGUCCGCCUGCACAACAACCGAAUCCGGAGGGUGAGGAAGGGAGUGUUCGAGCCGCUGCCGGCCCUGCAGGAGCUGCACAUCCAGAAGAACAGCAUCGAGGACAUCGAACCGCAGGCCUUCCACACGCUGCUCAACAUGCAGCACAUCAAUCUGCAGGACAACCAGCUGACCGUGCUGGAGGACAUCUUUCCGGAGGACAACUCCAGCCUGCUGUCCGUCCAGCUGGAGGCCAACUACUUGCACAAAGUGCAUCCGCGCACCUUCCGGCGCCAGCAGAAGGUCCAGAUAAUGUGGCUGCGCGACAACCAGCUGGCGCGUGUGGAGAGAUCCUUCUUCGCCGACACCCCGCAGCUGGGGCGGCUCUAUCUGAGCGAUAAUCGCAUCCGGGACAUCGAGAAGGACACGUUCGGCAGCCUGCUGCUGCUGCAGUUCCUCGACCUGAGCGGCAACCAGCUGCGGCAGCUGAGGCGCGACUACUUUUCGCCGCUGCAGAGCCUCGAGGAGCUGAGCCUGGCCCGCAACCACAUCGAGGCCAUCGAGGGGUAUGCCUUCGCCAAGCUGAAGAACCUCAAGUCCCUGGACCUCUCCCACAAUCCCCUCGUGCAAAUCACCAGGGACGUCUUCCUCGACGAGCUGCCCCUUAGCUCGCUAAGCCUGGCCAACUGUUCGCUCCGGAAGCUCGAGCAGCACACCUUCAAGUCGCUGACCAACCUGAACGACCUGAACCUGGAGAGGAACCUGCUCAACCCGGCGGACAUCCAGAAGCUGGACGUGCCGAAUCUGCGGAAGCUCCAGCUGUCCCACAACAACUUCAGCCACGUGGGCCUGGGCGGCAAUGCCGGCGGCAUCAUGGCCGGAAUGUUCGACAAGCUGCGCUCCCUGCAACAGCUGACCAUGGCCAACUGUAGUCUGGGCCAUGUGCCGGACCUGCUCUUCUCCAAAAACCCCAACCUGGUGAAGCUCGAUCUCUGCGACAAUCGGCUCAGCCAGAUGAACAGGAACAUAUUCAGCGGCCUGAACGUAUUUAAGGAGCUGCGCCUGUGCCGGAACCUGCUCACCGAGUUCCCCCACAUUGCCCUCUACAACCUGAGCACCCUGGAGAGCCUGGACCUGGCCAGGAACCACUUGGCAUCCAUCGAUUUCUUCAAGCUGAGCGGUACCCUCAACCUGCGCCAACUUAUCCUGAAGGACAACAAAAUUACAGCCCUGAGCGGCUUCAAUGCCGUCAACCUCACCCAGCUGGACAGCGUGGACCUGAGCGGAAACUCGUUGCUGUCGCUGCCAGCCAACUUCCUGAGGCAUUCGAUUAAUCUGCAGAGAGUCGACCUGUCCAGUAACCGGUUCCUGCAGAUCCCAUCCUCGGCCCUCUCGGACGUCUCCAUACCGCGCCUCUCGUGGCUCAACCUCACCGGCAAUCCCAUCAAUCGCAUCUACACCGUCAAGGAGGAGAGGUAUCCGUAUCUGAAGGAGCUCUACAUCUGCCAGACCAAUCUCUCCAUACUGACGUCCAAGGACUUUGAAGCCUUCCAGGCUCUGCAGCACCUCCAUCUGGUCAAUAACAGGAUUACUCGCAUAUCUCCGGGUGCCUUCAAGUCGCUCACCAACCUCCUGACCCUCGACCUGAGCGUCAACGAACUAGAAAUGCUGCCCAAGGAGCGCCUCCAGGGCCUCAAACUGCUGCGAUUCCUCAACAUUUCGCACAACACCCUCAAGGACCUCGAGGAGUUCAGCGCCGAUCUCUCGGAAAUGCAAACCCUGGACCUCAGCUUCAACCAGUUGGACAGGAUAUCGAAGAAGACGUUCCGCAACCUGCACGGCCUGGUGGAGCUCCUCCUGAUGGGCAAUCGGAUGACGGUAUUGUCCAAUGACGCCUUCCGCUACUUGAGGAAGCUGCAUCUGCUGGACCUCAGGAAGAACUACUUCGAACUGGUGCCCCUGGAUCCUCUGAAGCCGCUGGAAACCAAUCUGAAGACUCUCAAACUGGAGGAGAAUCCACUGCAUUGCAGCUGCGACGCCCAGAAGCUCUGGGAAUGGCUGCGGGAUCAUCGCAAAUGGUCACUGGCCACCGGCGGCGGCGGAGGAGGAGGCGGCGGCGGGGAUUCCAUUAAUUACCUGAGGUGCGAACACCCCUCGGAGCUGCGGGGCAAGGUGUUUGGCAAAAUGGAGCCACAGCAGUUCUGCGAUGCCCCGCUAAUACCGAAAAUGGCCAUCCAGGACAUCCAGCCCUAUUCGGUGGUCGUGUCGUGGCAGAGUCGUGACCAUUUGGGUCUCACCGGCUUCGAAAUUGUUUACCACGCCACCGGCGACGGUCUCGUUCCGGCCGGAUCUCCAACGGACCGUGACCGUGAACGGGAGCGGGACCGAGACCGUGACAGGGACAGGGACCGGGACAGGAGCCAUGACCAUGAGCAGCGGCAUCGUGAACAGGAACGGGAGCGAGACAGAGAGCGUUACCCUCUUGCCACGGAUGAGAUACACGGCAAGCGGCUGAACGGAACUGCCAGCUCCACCAAGCUAACCAAACUGAGUCCAAAUACCCGGUAUCACAUCUGCGUCAUCGGGAGCGGUAAUUGGCUCUCGGAGCCUCUGGCGAAUGCGCUACAACGCCUUCAUGUCAACGACUCCAACCGGGAGGAGGAGGCUCUGGUGGUUUCGGCCCCCCUGCCGGAGUCAUACUCCCCCUACCAGCAUCAUAGUCGAAUGGCCAUGGCUCAGGACCAGACCCAGGGCCAGGAUGGGGAUCUGGAGAAUGCGAUUGCCGGCGAUAAUGUGCUCAUGGAGGUGCUGAAGAACUCUCACAUCUCGGCCUGCACGGACGUCCAGACGCUGGACUCCACGCCCAGCCUGGUGACGGACGAGAACGGCCUGUCAAGCAACGGCUUCAUCCACUCCAUCCUGACCAGGAGGCUGGGCCUGAUAGUCGGCUGCUGUCUGGGCAUUAUAGUCUUCAUAGUGAUGAUCUCGGUGCUGAGCUACGUGAAGCUGAAGAAGCAGAGGAUCGAGAACGCCAAGCGGCAGGCGGCCCUGCCCCCGGAAUACAUCUCCUAUCGCCACUUCUCCAUUCCCAACGAGGAGCUGACCCGGACAGCCGCCAGCGCCGGCAAUGCCGCGGCUGCCGUGGCUGCUGCCCAGGCGGCGGCGGCGGCCCAAGCGGCGGCAGCUGCCCAGGCGGCGGCUAACAAUUCGGGCACGCCGUCGGGCAGUUCACCGCACAUGUCCAGUGUGCCCAGCGGCAUCAGUGCACACAUCAGUGGGACCAGCCUGAGCACCGGCACAGGCACCACCACCACUACAGCCACCACACCCAUUGGCGGUGUACCGGUGGGUCUGCCCCUCGCUGCCAAGGCGGCCAGUCCCAUCGUUGGCCUGGUGGUUGAUCCCUCCACGGCGGCAGUUGCAGCCGAUAACAGUGGCCACCACAGUCACAGCCACGCCCACAAUCACAGUCACAACAAUCACGCCCACAACCACGCCCAUGCCCACCGCCAGAACAACGGUUAUAUGGCGGCAGGUGUGGUCCUCAACACCAAUCACUUGAGUGUCUGUUAGUCGGCACCGUCACCGAACUCGUAGUAACUCCAACCAAAGAAAAGAAAUAUUUGAGCUGAAAAUUCCAGGGAAGAAGAUAAAGGGCUGGUUUUAGAAAAUUUUGGAUAA